GACAUGAUAUCAUGCCGGGGCGGAGAGGGAGGAUGAAUUGGCGGCGGGGAUGAAUUUGAGCUGACAGAAGGUGGCGUUCGGAGAGGAAAGAGAGGCAAAGGAAAGGCGACCACAGUUCCCAUGAUGCCUGGAGGGGAACUACGUUUCCCAUGAUGCCUCCGAGAAGGGGCGUAAGGACGAAAGACUGCAAGUCCCGCGAUGCUCUCAGCGGGCAGGUGGCGGAGAUCGGACCGGAAGACGCUCUCGGGGGUUGAGGAGUCGGGUGUCGGGUACUGAGCCACCAAAAGUCGAGUAUGAAACUGUAUUGCCUGUCAGGGCACCCAACCUUACCAUGCAAUGUGCUCAAGUUCAAAUCAACCACAAUUAUGUUGGACUGCGGACUGGACAUGACUUCCACUCUCAGUUUUCUUCCUUUGCCACUUGUUCAAAGUCCCAGGCUAUCUAAUCUUCCUGGCUGGUCCCUGAAGGAUGGAAGUGCUUUCUUGGACAAGGAGCUAAAGGAGUGCUCGGGUCAUGUAUUUGUGGAUUCUGUGCCUGAAUUCUGUUUACCAGAGACUGAGCUAAUAGAUCUGUCUACGGUAGAUGUGAUUCUCAUCUCUAACUAUCACUGUAUGAUGGCGCUGCCCUACAUCACUGAGCACACCGGAUUCACGGGCACAGUGUAUGCCACAGAGCCCACCGUUCAGAUCGGCAGGCUUCUCAUGGAAGAGCUGGUGAAUUUCAUUGAAAGAGUGCCAAAGGCCCAGUCUGCCUCCUUGUGGAAGAAUAAGGAUAUUCAGAGGCUGCUACCUUCUCCUCUUAAGGAUGCCGUGGAAGUAUCAACCUGGAGAAGAUGCUACACCAUGCAAGAGGUGAACUCUGCCCUUAGUAAAAUCCAACUGGUGGGAUAUUCACAGAAAAUUGAGCUCUUUGGUGCAGUCCUGGUGACUCCUCUGAGCUCUGGCUAUGCCCUGGGAAGCUCCAACUGGAUCAUCCAGUCUCAUUAUGAAAAAGUAUCUUAUGUCUCUGGAUCCUCCUUGCUUACCACACACCCCCAGCCCAUGGACCAAGCGUCUCUCAAAAACAGCGAUGUUCUUAUUCUGACCGGGCUCACCCAGAUUCCCACUGCAAACCCUGAUGGCAUGGUGGGAGAGUUUUGCAGCAACCUGGCUCUGACAGUCCGGAACGGAGGAAACGUGUUGGUUCCCUGCUACCCUUCUGGAGUGAUCUAUGACCUCCUGGAAUGCCUGUAUCAGUACAUCGACUCAGCUGGCCUCUCCAGCGUCCCCCUCUACUUCAUCUCUCCUGUGGCUAACAGCUCACUUGAGUUUUCCCAGAUCUUUGCUGAGUGGCUUUGCCACAACAAACAAAGUAAGGUGUAUCUCCCAGAACCACCUUUUCCUCAUGCAGAGCUCAUUCAGACCAAUAAGCUGAAGCACUACCCCAGUAUCCACGGAGACUUCAGCAACGAUUUCAAACAGCCGUGCGUGGUGUUCACUGGGCACCCUUCCCUCCGGUUUGGGGAUGUGGUCCACUUCAUGGAGCUCUGGGGAAAGUCUAGUCUCAACACUGUCAUAUUCACAGAACCGGAUUUCUCCUACCUAGAAGCACUGGCUCCCUACCAGCCGUUGGCCAUGAAAUGCAUAUACUGCCCUAUUGAUACACGGCUGAAUUUCAUCCAGGUGUCAAAGUUGCUUAAAGAAGUGCAGCCUCUGCACGUGGUCUGCCCCGAGCAGUACACCCAGCCGCCGCCGGCCCAGUCCCACAGGAUGGACCUCCUGAUCGACUGCCAGCCCCCUGCCAUGUCCUACCGGCGGGCCGAGGUCCUCGCCUUGCCCUUCAAACGCCGGUACGAGAAGAUUGAAAUCAUGCCGGAGCUUGCAGAUUCACUGGUGCCCAUGGAGAUCAAGCCUGGCAUCUCCUUGGCAACUGUCUCGGCUGUGCUGCACACCAAAGACAACAAGCACAUUCUUCAGCCCCCUCCCAGGCCCACGCAGCCCACGAGCGGGAAGAAGAGAAAGCGGGUGAGUGAUGACGUUCCGGACUGCAAAGUGCUGAAGCCUCUGCUGAGCGGCUCCAUCCCCGUGGAGCAGUUCGUGCAGACCCUGGAGAAGCAUGGCUUCAGUGACAUUAAGGUGGAAGACACAGCCAAGGGCCACAUCGUCCUGCUCCAGGAAGCCGAGACGCUCAUCCAGAUUGAAGAGGAUUCAACCCAUAUCAUCUGUGACAAUGAUGAGAUGCUCAGGGUACGGCUGCGGGACCUUGUCCUCAAAUUCUUACAGAAGUUCUGACUGGGACAUCUAGGCCACUUCCACUUCCCUGAAACCCUGCAGUCCCUUGCCGAGGCUGCCGGCACAGGCCACCUGAGGAAAGGCCUGAGGGGCCGCUGGCCACGUCUGUGUGGUGCCCUCCGGCUCAAGGAGUGGCAGGGUGGCACUGGGAGGGGAGGAAUCUGGAGUUACAGCCAGGAUCCCCAUUGGGAUUCCUGGCACGUGUGCAAGCAAGCGCUUCCCUUUAAGCUCGAGGCACCUUUCUUCUUGUCUCCGGCUCUCCUGGGUCCUGGGGAGCUGAGAGUAGCGGAGGUAUGACAGAAGCAGCUUUCCAAGAGGCUGAUGGGGGUGGAGAGGUAAGACCACGUCUGGCUGCCUGGCCUCUGUGGUCUGCUUGUUUUCGUGGUUCACAGCCUCAGGCAGGGGAACAUGGCUUUGAUUUUAUUUACUUGCCUACAGUGCUGCACCUGAUAAGAAAGACGGUCCCCAAAAAUUAGUAAAACGAGCCCAUCUGUCUUUUAUACUGUGAGCUCAUAUUGUUAAUAAAAGCUUAUUUUUUAUAGAAGUCUUCAUGCUCUGUUGAACCUGCAAUCUGUACUAUGACAGUGGCUGAGAAAUUGGAAAAUAUACAGAGCAGCAUGAACUUGGAAACACAACAGCAAAUUUUAGUUUGAUGUGUGCAUUAAAUAUAUAACCCAGCACAGUUUACAGAAGCCACAGGUAUAUUUAUUCUUAAAUUGCAUGAAAAGGUGCUUAGCUUUAAGCUCUGCCUGCACAAAAAAUAAUGACAAAGAUCCCUAACGCCAGUCUUAGCCUUUGAGAGGGCCGGAGCCAGUGGCUCAGGCUGUCCUAGUUGAUCACAGCUGCCACCACCCCCUCACAGAACCUCAGAGGCUCAAGGCCACAAAGUGUCACACUCAAGAUACCCACAGACCCACUAGUAGUCAGAAGGAUUUAGAGUAAAGGCACUUCCCACAAAAGGUGACUGCAUUUGAAAUAACACUGCUUCUGGCUUAAGCUGACAGAAUGAGUUGUGACACUCAUGCCAACGCUGCACAUAGAAAAUGUGGAGGGGGCGACAAGUCCCCUUAUGGGCAGCCCAUUGUUCUUACAGUCUUUUGAGACCGGUGGGAACUCAGGCAGAAGUCAGUCCUCCAACUCGGCUAACGGUGAAACAUCGCAGAGACUCAGUAACCCGAGGAAUAGCUAACAUGCACUGUAGAACUGAUUGAUGCCUCAGUUCUCUUGGAAUGAGCAUAUCCGUGGGAAUGAGUGCUUUGUUAGAGGAGGAAACAGGCAGCUUCAGUUUUUCCAUCUCCAACUUUUCAGAUUCAGGCACAGGAAUGCUCAAGCAGGUUUCUAUUUUCCAAGGUAUGGGUUAUUCCAAUCCAGGGUCCUAGGAUGUGUCGCAGAAUAAACUAGAGGCUUCCAACCACAGACAGGACUGACAUGACAAAAAGGCUGUGUUAGACUGGACAUUUAAUUUUUUUUAGGCAGGGAUUUAGAAAUAUCCAUCACAUGUAGGCAUACUUCCUGACAAAACCUCUGAAAGAAGUUACAUUUUAAAACAUCUUACAAAAUGCAAAAGAAGUAUGGGAUAGAGCCCAGAAGAAACCAGAAUGGUCAUGUAUGUCAGCGUCCUAGCCACGCCACAUCCAGGAGUGACAGGACUUGUCAAAGUCUGGCUUCUAUUAAAGGGCUUGCUUAGAGCCCCGGGCGCUGCUCCCUUGAGGGAAGUUACUAAAGCCACAAGCAGUUUGUAAGUACCAGUGAGUCAGCCAACGCCUGAUGAGCAGGGAGUAAUUUAGAAAUUAGGAGGUUUUAAUCAAGUCAUCACCACCCACUUAGUGGCAGAAGUCAGAGGCAAGAAGCAACGACUCACUCUUGAGAGCAGAGAGGAAAUCUAGAGCUGGCCUUUCCAGGUAUUAGGAGACAGGACUUAUGAAUAACUCUACCAAAGCUCAAAGAGUUGGGUGCCAAGCCAGGCAGGUCAGGAGGCCCAAAAGAAAGGGAAGAAAUGGCAGAAGCAGCCUGAGUGCUACAAUUAUCCCCCUUAUGGGUGGGUCCGUCAGAAACGCAGCCCCUGACAUCAGUACCGACCUGGGGAAGAAGCUGGUGUCUACUCAAACCCGAUGGAAUUCUCAUAAUUAAACAGCAGUUGGAAAAAGACUUUAAAA
Messenger RNA from Carlito syrichta (Philippine tarsier), 4426 nucleotides. It is a transcript of the gene INTS9, whose product is annotated as integrator complex subunit 9. NCBI's taxonomy places the organism in Eukaryota, Metazoa, Chordata, Mammalia, Primates, Tarsiidae. Gene Ontology annotation, biological process: snRNA processing. The record is from RefSeq and is a predicted model, not a curated record. The transcript is spliced from 17 exons. Gene Ontology annotation, cellular component: integrator complex. Bases 294 to 2270 code for a protein of 658 amino acids.